Messenger RNA from Anoplophora glabripennis (Asian longhorned beetle), 13358 nucleotides. RefSeq names its product dynein heavy chain 2, axonemal (gene kl-2). The record is from RefSeq and is a predicted model, not a curated record. Bases 82 to 13140 code for a protein of 4352 amino acids. Gene Ontology annotation, biological process: microtubule-based movement. Gene Ontology annotation, cellular component: dynein complex. NCBI's taxonomy places the organism in Eukaryota, Metazoa, Arthropoda, Insecta, Coleoptera, Cerambycidae. The transcript has 52 exons. Gene Ontology annotation, molecular function: ATP hydrolysis activity; minus-end-directed microtubule motor activity; dynein intermediate chain binding.
GAACCGAACCACAGAUUCGAGGUGGACAAUUUUUACGACACUAUAAUCUUUGGUACGAUUGAUGAGAAUAUCGACGGAUCCAUGUUGAAUAUAAUCCAAGAAGUUUACGCGCCGAUGUUCUUCUCUGUGUCUAACUGGCCUGACAGUGUAAAAAAUGACUUUUCUAACAAUUUGCACAUGUUUUUGGCGAAAAUCACCGACCUCCACUAUAGAUUGUAUGCGUUAACAGUGUUAUACAUUCCUCGAGAUGUUAGCGAUAUUCCACUGGAAGUGGCGAAUAGAGAUAGAGAGCUUAUAAAAAGGUUAGAAGGUCUAGUUGUGUACUGGACAAAGCAGAUUAGGGUGGGAUUGCAGGAUCAAGACCAAAACACUCCAGAGGACAUGCUUUGCCCGAAGGACGAAUAUGAGUUCUGGAAAUAUCGAAGUGAAAACUUAUUGGGUCUGAACCACCAACUGAACAACAAGACGUUAAAACACAUCUGCAACAUUUUAAUGUCGGUGCAGUCUACUUACGUCCGUCAAUUUCGUACCCUUACCGAUGACAUCUCGUCGAGCGUACGAGAAUCUCACUCCAAUAUCGAAUACCUGGGCGUGCUCGUAAAACCGUGCGAGGAAUUGGAGAAGACCUACUCCCCGAAAGACUUCCCGGAUAAAUUAUCCAAAAUUUUACAUUUGAUCAGAUACAUUUGGUUGAACAGCCCCUACUUCAACACCACGGAAAAAAUUACUGUACUCUGCAGAUCGCUAAGCAAUCAGAUUAUACUGCAGUGUAUAAACUUUAUCGACUUGGACGUGGUCUUCCAAAAUAAGGAGACCAAAAGGGCGAUUGAAAUGUUUGAGACUUGCAUCGAUUGUAUGACGAGAUAUAUUAAGACUUAUGUGUUGGUUUCCAGUAGCCAUAACGAGUAUGGCUGGAUGUCGUGGGACUUGGAUAAAGCUCCGAUUUUCAAUCACAUCGAUUCUUUCAUCCAACGCUGUAAAGACAUGAUUGAGGUGUGCGAGUCUAUGAUUGUCUUUGGAAGAUACAACGAAACGGAACAUAUCCCGAAACCUAGAUUUGGAGGAUCUCGGGGCCUAGAAUUCGAGCAGUGGGCUGAAAGGAUGGAAAAAAUGUUCAACGACAGUCUAGCCGAUAUAGAAAAGGUUAGGUUCAGGAUAUUAGACGUGCAAGAUGCGGAAUGGUACGACGAUAUCCUCAAAUUCAGAACUAGGAUGAAAGACGUGGAGGUUGUCAUCGAGAACUUGGCCAAUUCCGUCUUCGACAAUGUCGCCAACGUUGAGGAGGGAAUAGAAAGUUUGGCGGCGAUGCACAAUUAUACGCAACGGAGGACUCUAAUUUCCUUCUUUGAAAAGAAGACUUUAUUAGUCUACAAGAUGUUCAAGGAAGAAGUGCUGGAUGCUAAGCAAGACCUCCAGAAUGAAAGUGACGUAUUUCCUACGUUGAUGCCUUACUUCGCCGGCAGAGCUCAUAUGAUCAGCAUGAAGAAGAACAGACUGGAGAUAUUAAAAAAGAUGUUUGACGAGGCUGGUUGGAUGAUGCCAUGUAGUAUAGCCCACGAGGUAUUUGCCCAGUACGACAAGCUAAUAGCUUCCGUAGAUGAAAAAGUCUUAUAUUUGUACCGGAAGUGGGUAGACAGUAUCGGAGAAGACGUAAAUGCCCGCUUAAACAGACCCCUGAUGUGCAAGAGCGUAAUAAAGCCUGGGCUUCUGGAAUGCAACAUCGACAGAUCGUUACUUGAAAUCUUUCACGAGUGCAAGUAUUGGGAAACCUUAAAUUACGAAAUACCUGGAUACGUCAAAAAUAUAUACCAGAAGGCCGAUACUAUUAAAUUUGUCUACCAGUGUGUGCUUAACGUUGUUUUGGAUUACAACAAAAUCCUUACUUCUCUGUCGGACAACGAACGUUUACUGUUUAAACCGCUCAUUUUAGCUGUUGAGAAAAAGAUAUCUCCGGGAUUGACUAAAUUGACGUGGAGUACUGACGUUGGCGACGAAUACAUCGCAGAUUGCAGCAACAACACCGCCGAGCUGCAAGCCUUUGUCGACGACUAUAAAAACUGCAACCUCCAGAUAGUUUUGAUUUCCGAAAAAAUAUGCGACACUCCUUUGAUAAGUAUAAAACCGAACUAUGCUUACGACGUUGAAGAACUGGUUAACGAAUUGGCAUCCUAUAUGAAAAACGUUAUCGAUAAGAUUGUGGUGUAUUAUCAGGAAACCAUACAGUUCCUUAUUUUAGUAUUUGAAGGAUUUGAGCAGUAUAUGCAGUCGAUGGCCAAUCAAUGGAUUAAAUAUAUAAAUAAUUUCGACACUCUUAUGGAGGAAGCGCUAAAGAUAUGCUGUAAAAAUUCUCUGGAGUCUGUGUAUGAAGCUGUACACGGAGAUGGAACGACCAAUCCGACUCCGUUAUUGAAGCUUUCUGCUAAUCUGGUGAACAAUCGGAUCAUAUUUAAACCGGCCUUAGUAGAAGUAGCCUCAGUCAUUUCUAACAUUUUAAACAGUCUAGUGGAAGCGCUGACGGCUUUGCCAAGACUGAACGACAAAUUCCACGUCGCAGAGACAAAUUUCAAAUCAUACAGUCAGAUAAUCGCGGAAGACACCAACUGUCAACACAUGCAGCUGCUAUUAAAUCAAGAGGUAAGGGUGAACGUCGAGAAAAUCAAGGAAUAUAUGAGAAUAUGGGAACCGUUCCGCGAUUUGUGGGAAGUGGACAAGGACAAGUUUAUAGAGAGAUACGAGAAAGAGAACCCCAGCGCCUCGCUGUUUGACUCCAAUAUAGCGCGUUACACGGAAAUGGCCAAUAACGUGCAAAUUCAGGAGACGUUAACGGCUGUCCACUUUCUUCAAAUAAACUGCGCUGACUUGAAACAAGGCAUUAUCGAACAUUGCAUGGAAUGGCAACGGAAGCUGUGCGCCCUUUUGUUUAAGAUGACGAAACAGAACCUUCAGGAGUUGUACCACUAUAUGAAAGUUAAUAUGGAAGAGAUCAUGAAGGAGCCUCAAAAUUUAGACAGCAUGCAAUAUUCAAUAAUGUUAUUCGAGCAAUUGAAGGACGAAGUUACCGAACGAGAAGAAGAAUUUCCUUUGAUAAAAGACCAAAUAAUUACCCUCGAUAAAUAUUCCGUACCCGUACCGGAGGAGAUAAGAAACAUGGAGAGGAACAUACCAAAAGAAUGGGGGAAUUAUGUGGAUGUCCUGGCUGAGGCAGAAAAAAUGCUGGAGUAUUCAAAGGAAAGUUUUAAGACCGCACUCUUGGAACAAACGGAGCAGUCUCGGCAAGAGAGUAAAGAUUUAUUGGAAGAAUUUCUUAAAAACGGACCUUUCAAAUCGGAUGGGACCCCAAGGGAAGGAUUAGACUAUUUAAAAUCUAUAAGAGCACGAUUGCAGGCCCACAAAGCGAAGGAGGAACAAAUAAGACAGAAUUUGGGCAUUUUUGGAUUGAGUUUCCCUGAAUCGAUUGAGAUAAUAAGGCUUCAAUCGGAAAUGGCGGCCCUUGAAAUAGUCUGGCAAUUAGCGGAGGAGUGGGAUAAGAAGUGGGACAUGUACAAAUCAGGGGAAUUUUGGACUAUCGAGACCGCAGAAAUGGAGGAUACGGCACAGACUUUAUUCCGCAAAUUAACGAGACUUUCUAGAGAACUACAAGAUAAAGGGUGGUCAGUUGUUGAGGAUACGAGGCUUCGUGUGGAUGCUUUCAGAAGGACAUUACCGUUACUCGGCGAUCUAAAGAAUCCGGCGAUGAGAGCCAGGCACUGGGACAAAGUUAAAAAAAUUGUCGGUGUUAACUUUGACGAGGCCUCGCCGGCUUUCAAUUUAGAAGCGAUCAACGCCAUGGAGAUGCACAAAUACGCGGAAGAUAUCAAUGAAAUUUCUAACGCCGCCACUAUGGAGCUCCAGAUCGAGAAAGGCCUGAAAGGCAUCAUGGAUACUUGGACUGCCAUGAAGAUCGAAAUCAUUUCGUACAAGGACCUCUACAAAAUAAAGAGCGUCGACGACUGCUUCAAGGCUCUGGAGGACAAUUUGAUGCAGCUGGGCACUAUGAAAAGUACUCGUUUUGUCGAGCCUUUCGUUAAAGAAGUCGAUUAUUGGGAGAGAACCUUGUCUUAUAUUAUGGAAAGUUUGGAGGUGGCACUAACCGUUCAAAGACAGUGGUUGUAUUUGGAGAAUAUAUUCUACGGAGAAGACAUCCGUAAGCAAUUACCCAGAGAAUCGGAAGAUUUUGAUCUACUCAGCGAACAUUGGAGAGAGAUCACGAGUCGUCUGUAUCAUGCCAAGUCUGCUUUGAAAGCGACCCACUACAAGCCCACGCCUUAUUUGUUGAACAGACUGAACGUUAUGAAUGACAAACUCGACUUGUUGCAACGAGCCUUGGAAAUAUACCUGGAAACGAAACGACAGGUCUUCCCGAGGUUUUACUUCAUCUCCAACGACGACAUGUUGGAAAUCCUCGGCAAUUCCAAGAGGCCCGAGUACGUCCAGCCGCACUUGAAAAAAUUAUUCGACAACCUCAACAAGCUGAAGAUCCACAAGAACAUGGGUUUGAACAAACAGGAGGCUUUGGGGAUGUUCGCCGACGACGGAGAAUAUAUGGAGUUUGAGAAGAGCAUCGUAUUAGACGGCCCGGCGGAGUUGUGGCUUUUGUCGGUGGAGGCUUCCAUGCAGGCUAUACUGAAAUCGACGUUCAAACCCGUUAAGAGCGAAUUAAAAAAGAUGCUCAACAAACGUGACAAGUGGUUGUUGAGUAAUUGUGGACAGUUGUGUAACGCCUGCAGUUUGAUACAAUGGACCACCGACUGUACAAGAGCUCUAGUACACGCCAAAAUUAUGGAAAGCAAGAAGCCUUUGAAGCGGUUACGAAAAAAGCAAAACCAAGUUUUAAGCAAAUUGUCCGAGUUAAGUAGGAAAGACCUAACGAAACUGCAACGUCUGAAAGCAAACGCCCUCAUAACGAUCGAAAUACACUCGAGGGAUGUAAUCGAUAGACUUUAUAAAGCCAACUGCCGGGAUAUUAACGCUUUCGAGUGGUUCUCACAGCUCCGAUUUUACUGGGACAGAGACUCCGAGAUUUGUAUAAUAAAACAAACGAACACUUCAUUUAAUUACGGAUACGAGUAUAACGGAAAUUCCGGACGACUCGUCAUAACGCCCCUCACAGAUAGGUGCUACAUUACUUUAACUACAGCGCUGCAUCUUUACCGAGGCGGCAGCCCUAAAGGGCCGGCUGGUACAGGUAAAACAGAAACCGUGAAAGACCUAGGGAAAGCGAUGGGUAUGUGGGUGAUAGUAAAUAACUGUUCCGAAGGCUUGGAUUACAAGAGCAUGGGAAAAUGCUUUUCCGGGUUAGCUCAGACGGGGGCGUGGGGCUGCUUUGACGAAUUCAACAGGAUCAACAUUGAAGUGUUAUCUGUCGUCGCGCAACAGAUUCUGUGCAUACUGAUGGCUAUAUCGCAGAAAGAGAAGAGAUUCGUAUUUGAAGGUAGUGAAAUCAACUUAAGGUUGACUUGUGGAAUAUUCAUAACCAUGAAUCCUGGGUAUGCGGGUAGAACGGAACUGCCGGACAAUUUAAAAUCAAUGUUUAGACCGAUUUCGAUGAUGGUUCCAGACAGCGGCAUCAUUGCUGAAAAUGUUUUAUUCAGCGAUGGAUUUCAAAAUACUAAAUCUUUAGCCAAAAAGGUGUUCACCUUAUACCAGCUGGCGAUUCAACAACUCAGUAAACAGGACCAUUACGACUUUGGUCUUCGAUCGAUGGUUGCUUUAUUACGAUACGCCGGUAAAAAAAGAAGGAUCAUGUCCCAUCUACCCGAGGAACAAGUCGUUUAUUUAGCCAUGCGUGAUAUGAAUAUCGCAAGGUUCACUUCGGACGACCUGCCGUUAUUCAACGGUAUUAUGUCAGACAUUUUUCCUGGUGUUACUCUUCCAGUUGUCGACUAUCUCGACAUGAAUUCCGCGAUUACCGAAUUCAUGGAAGAAAAUAAUUUGCAGGCGAUUCCGAUUGCGCUUACCAAAGUAAUACAGUUAUACGAAACGAAGAGUUCAAGACAUUCCGUUAUGAUUUUGGGUAAAACGGGUACAGCUAAAACAGUAACUUGGAAAGCGCUGAAAGGAGCUUUUAAAAAGCUGAAAAAACUCGGAAGGGGCGUUUUUAACGAAGUCCAAAUUUUUCCUUUAAAUCCAAAAGCUCUAAAUCUAGGAGAGCUGUACGGGGAAUAUAACUUGGCGACAGGCGAAUGGUUGGACGGAGUUAUUAGUUCCGUAAUGCGACAAACUUGUUCAGACGAGUCGCCAGAUGAAAAGUGGAUCCUCUUCGACGGCCCCGUCGACGCAGUUUGGAUAGAGAACAUGAACAGCGUGAUGGAUGACAACAAAGUCCUUACUUUGAUUAACAGUGACCGAAUAACCAUGCCGGAGCAGGUUUCGUUGCUGUUUGAAGUGGGCGAUCUAGCCGUCGCCUCGCCUGCCACUGUAAGCAGGUGCGGUAUGGUCUAUAACGACUACAAAGAUUGGGGCUGGUUACCGUACGUCACCUCGUGGGUCAAUGGAAAGGAGAAAACCAGGGGAAAAUUAUUUAAGGAGAAGAUGAUGGAGUUGUUUACGAUUCACCUUUCGGUAGUACUUGAAUUUAAACGUCUUAAUUGUACAGAAAAUGUAGUGUGUGCUGAGCUAAACUUGGUAAUGUCGCUAUGUAAGCUCUUGGAUAUUUUUGCGACGAGAGCGUAUGGACUUAAUCCUGCUGACGAAGAGCACUUUGAGGAUUUGUUAAAAAUUUGGUUCCUAUUUUGUUUAAUUUGGUCCGUUUGUUGCACAACCGAUGAAGACGGUAGGAAAAAACUGGACACUUUCAUAAGAGAAAAAGAAGGCGUAUUUCCCAUUAAAGACACCAUUUAUGAGUACUUUGUAGACUCUCAAAACUUCUGCUUUAGUUCCUGGGACCAAAAAUUACCAUACGGAUGGAGAUAUGAGCCAGGGAGUCCGUUUUACAAGAUAAUUGUUCCAACUGUUGACACUGUCCGCUACGAUUUUGUAGUUACGGCCUUGUUGGCAUACGGCUCGCCAGUUUUACUAACAGGACCCGUAGGAACGGGAAAGACGUCUGCUGCACAGGCCGUAUUGUCAUUUUUAGACUUUAGCAAAUAUACCGUGUUGAAUAUUAACAUGUCUGCACAAACGACAUCUCAAAACAUUCAAGAUUCUAUAGAAAGUCGCGUGGAAAAGCGCACUAUGGGACAUUUUGCGCCACCCAUGGGUAAGAAGAUGAUAACGUUUUUGGAUGAUCUAAAUAUGCCAGCAAAGGAAACGUACGGGUCUCAGCCUCCUUUGGAAUUGUUGAGGCAAUGGAUGGAUUACGGUUUUUGGUACGACAGACAAAAGCAGACGAGGAAAUAUGUAGAGAAUAUGCACAUAUUGGCCGCGAUGGGCCCUCCAGGCGGAGGAAGAAACGUAAUCACGGACCGUCUCUUAAGCCGUUUCAAUGUUAUAAACAUGACUUUUCCCGACGAACCUACCAUAACCAGAAUAUUUGGGACUAUGUUGUCGCAACACUUGGCCGAGUUCGACGAGAGCGUUAAAAUUGUCGGCCGUGAAAUAACGGACAGCACCAUAGACCUGUACAAUAGGGUUAUAAAUAAAAUGUUGCCUACUCCCACGAAGAUACACUAUCUGUUUAAUUUGAGGGAUAUUUCGAAGAUAUUCCAAGGUUUGUUGCGAAGUCACAAAGAGUACCAGAGCGACAAGUCUUCCAUUCUUAAACUGUGGAUUCACGAGUGCUACAGGGUGUUCUGCGAUAGACUGAUCGAUGACAGUGAUCGAGAAUGGUUUUCGAACCAAAUGAAUGAGCAGUUGGGCGCACAUUUCGAACUGACUUUACACGGCUUGUGCCCAAACAGAGUGAUCCCGGUCUACGCCGACUUCGUAAACCCCUGGGGUAUUUACGAGGAACAUCACGAUAUCACGACUUUAAGGAAAUAUUUAGACAGCCAAAUGGAGGAGUACAAUGUGUCUCCGGGUGUGGUUAGAAUGGAUCUGGUAUUAUUCAAAGACGCUAUCGAGCACAUCUGCAGGAUUGUCAGGGUCAUUUCUCAACCCAGGGGGAAUAUGCUACUGGUAGGAAUAGGUGGCAGUGGAAGGCAAUCUUUGUCCCGAGUUGCCGCCUACAUAUGCGAAUAUAACACUUACCAGAUAUCUGUAAUGAGAAAUUAUAAAGUUCCGGAAUUUAAAGAGGAUUUAAAGAUACUCUACAGUUUAACGGGAAUCGAAGCCAAACAGACGUCGUUUUUAUUUAACGACACCCAGAUUAUGGACGAAAGUUUUCUAGAAAUAAUUAAUAAUAUGCUUAGUAGUGGGGAAGUUGCCAAUUUGUAUAAAUCCGACGAGUUUGAGGAGGUAAAAGGAAAAUUGGACAGCGCCGCUGCCAAGGCAGGUAUCAUGCGUACUAAUGAAGCGAUGUACGAGUUCCUGAUACAGCGAGUAAGGGCUAACCUGCACAUUAUCUUGUGCAUGAGCCCAAUCGGGGAUUCGUUUAGGAACAGGUUGCGACAAUACCCGGCUUUGAUAAACUGCUCCACCAUAGAUUGGUUUAGGGAAUGGCCCAAGGAAGCUCUUUUGGAAGUGGCACAUAAGUACAUUUCAAAUGUCAAUUUUGUGCAGACGAUUACUGGUGAAACCGUACGUAAGGGUGAAUCGCUGUUCUCGUCCGCCCAAGACAAAAUGGUUGAGGGCAUGUCGUUGAUAUUCGCCACCGUACACGAUUCUGUGGCAAAGUGCUCUAAAAAAAUGCUGAUGGAAAUGAAGAGACACAAUUAUGUUACGCCUACUAAUUAUCUAGAGCUUGUGGCGGGAUAUAAAGUAAUGCUGUCGGACAAAAGAGAAGAAACGGCGUCGCAGGCUAAUAAAUUACGAAACGGCCUAGGAAAAAUCGACGACUGCAAAGAAAAAGUGACUACGAUGUCUGUGGAAUUAGCGGAAGCUCAAGUAAAGGUGGCCGAGUUUCAGCAGCAGUGCGACGAUUAUCUAGUUAUUAUUGUCGCACAAAGAAAGGAAGCUGACGAACAACAGAAAGAAGUAACUAAAAAGAGCAUAAAGAUAGGCGAAGAAGAGGUGCAGUGUAAAAGAAUGGCAGACGUGGCUCAAGCGGACUUGGACGAGGCUAUGCCCGCUUUAGAGGAAGCUGUCAAAGCUCUCGAUUCGCUCAGUAAAAAAGAUAUCAGUGAAAUGAAGUCAUACGGCACGCCGCCACAGAAAGUAAAAAUGGUCAUGGAAGCUGUGAAUAUACUGAGAGGGAUCGACCCCUCUUGGGAAUCGGCAAAAAAACUAUUGGCAGAUAUAAACUUCCUUAGGGAUUUGAAGGAAUUCGACAAGAACCACAUUUCAGAUAGAACUUUGAAAAAAAUCUCGACUUAUACGACUAGCGACGAAUUUGUCCCAGAGAAAGUCGGGAUGGUGUCCUUAGCAGCGAAAUCGCUAUGCUUGUGGGUCAUCGCCAUUGAAAAAUACGCCAAAGUUUGGAAGAUCGUCGGCCCUAAGAAGGCGAAACUUGACGAAGCCUUGGAAUCCCUGAAAGAAAAACAAUUAAUGUUGGCCGAGGCGCAGUCGAAAUUAGCCGAACUGAACAUGACGCUCCAGAAACUCCAGAAAGAAUACGAGGAAAAAUUGGCACAAAAGGAGGAACUUAACAGAAAAGCGGAAUUACUGAAAUUAAAACUGGAGAGGGCGGCCACUUUGGUUGACUGCUUAUCGGGAGAACGGGACAGGUGGGACGAAACUGUCAACAUGCUGGACAAAAAAUUUGACUUCUUGCCAGGCGAUUGUUUACUAGCAACGGCUUUUGUGUCCUAUAUGGGCCCCUUCGUGUCCAGUUACAGAGAGGAAAUGAUGACGUUGUGGCAGACCGAGACGGCUAAAUUAGAGAUUAUAUACUCGUACGACUUUAAUGUCACUUACUUCCUGGCCGACCCAACGACGAUCAGAGAAUGGAAUAUACAAGGUCUUCCCGCUGACGCUUUCAGUACUGAGAACGGAAUUAUCGUAACCUACGGAUCUAGGUGGCCGUUAGUAAUAGAUCCCCAAUGUCAGGCGCAAAAGUGGAUCAAAGCCAUGGAGUCGCAGAAUAAUUUGCAAGUUAUAGAUUUGGGUAUGCCGAACUAUAUGAGCAUUGUCGAGAAAGCCGUCCAGGCGGGGUUGCCGGUACUAUUACAGAACAUUUCGGAAACUAUGGACCCUUCGUUAAAUCCCAUAUUGGGAAAAGCCGUAGUGAAGCAAGGGGGAAUGAACCUGAUCAAACUAGACGACAAAAUGGUGUCGUACCAUGACAAUUUCAAAUUUUUCAUUACCACAAAAUUAACCAACCCCCAUUAUCCCCCCGAAAUUUCUACUAAGACCACGCUGGUCAAUUUUGCCGUGAAGGAACAAGGCCUCGAGGCGCAACUUCUCGGCAUUGUUGUUAGGAAAGAAAAACCUCAGCUGGAGGAGCAGAAAGAUCAACUUGUGACUACUAUAGCGAAAGGCAAAAGGACUUUACUUGACCUGGAAAGCGAAUUAUUAAAGCUGCUAAAUGAAACCCGUGGGUCUCUAUUGGAGGAUGCGGAAUUGUUCAACACUCUGCAAACAUCCAAAGCUACCUCCGAAGCCGUCAAGAAGAGUUUGGAAGUGUCGGAGAAGACGGAAGUACAGAUUGAUAGCGCCAGAGAGGGCUAUCGACCUUGUGCCAAGAGGGCGGCCAUACUGUUCUUUGUAUUAAACGAUAUGGGCAAGAUAGAUCCCAUGUACCAAUUUGCGUUGGACUCGUACAUUCUGCUGUUUACGAACUCGAUUAAUAAGAGUCCGAAGGCGGUCCAUCUGAAUGAAAGAAUAAUAGCCCUGAACGAGUACCACACAUAUUCCGUGUACACAAACACCUGCAGGGCGUUGUUUGAGCAGCACAAGUUGCUCUUCUCGUUCCACAUGUGCAUCAAGAUACUAACGGCGCAGGGCAAAAUCGUACCGGCGGAAUAUAAUUUUCUACUUAAGGGUGGAGUCGUGUUAGACAGGGAAACCCAGAGGGAGAAUCCUUGUAUAGGUUGGUUAAAUGAAAUAGCCUGGGACAACAUAACGGAACUGGACACAUUGCAAGGCUUCCAUGGCGUAACGGACAGCUUUGAGCAAUAUUCUAGGGAUUGGUACUUAUGGUAUAUCCAUACCGAACCAGAAACGCUACCACUUAUAGGAGAAUGGGAGAGUAUAUGCAACGAGUUUCAAAGGAUGCUUUUUAUCCGAUCGCUUAGACAGGACCGUGUCUCGUUUGCCAUUUCGAACUUCAUUGUCAAUCAACUGGGUCCCCAGUUUGUCGAGCCCCCCGUUCUAGACAUCAGGGCGGUGCUGGAAGAGUCUAUACCGCAAACGCCGCUUAUAUUUGUGCUCUCGCCAGGGGUUGACCCUACCGGGGCGUUAAUGCAACUGGCCGAAAAUGUCGGAAUGAGCAAGUUCUUUAAUUCGAUCAGUUUGGGGCAGGGGCAGGCGCCCAUCGCUACCAGAUUGCUGCAGAACGGUGCCAGGGACGGGCUCUGGAUAUUUCUGGCAAAUUGUCAUUUGUCCUUAAGUUGGAUGCCGAAAUUAGACAAAAUAAUUGAGGUGAUGCAGUCGGGAAAGAUCCACCCCAACUUUAGGGUGUGGCUGAGUUCCAGUCCCAAUCCGGAAUUUCCCAUCUCCAUCCUUCAGGCGGGUAUAAAGAUGACGACGGAGCCUCCGAAAGGCCUGAAAGCUAAUUUGAAGAGGUUGUACCAGCUGAUUAGUGAAGACCAGUUCACUAGUUGUCAGUAUCCGGAAAAGUAUAAAAAACUGUUGUUUAGCUUAUGCUUUUUCCACGCCAUCCUCCUGGAGAGAAAGAAAUUCCAGCAGCUUGGGUGGAACGUGAUUUAUAGCUUCAACGAUUCCGAUUUUAUGGUAUCAGAAAAUCUACUCACCAUCUAUUUAAACGAGUACCAAUCCACCCCUUGGGAUGCGCUUAAAUAUUUAAUAGCCGGCGUGAGCUACGGGGGCCACGUGACCGACGAUUGGGACAGGCGCUUACUUACGACGUACAUCAACCAGUACUUUUGUGACGAUGCUCUUAAUAUCGUUUAUUUCAGAUUGUCUUCUCUCCCGACUUACUAUAUCCCCCGCGACGGCUCGAUUCAGUCGUACUUGGACUACAUUACGGUAUUACCGGCCGUUGACAGGCCGGAGGCGUUUGGCCAGCACCCCAACGCAGAUAUAACGAGUUUAAUAUCUGAGUCUCGCAACCUAUUCGAAACGCUGAUGUCGCUGCAGAUACAGAGCACGGCGAGCGCAGAGGCUUCCAAAGAAGAAAAAGUUGCUCAACUGGCUAGUGACGUUUUGUCAAAGUUGCCGUCGACUAUAGAUUACGAGCAAACGGACAAGCUUAUCGGUCAACAUAAGUCGCCUUUAGAUGUCGUUCUAUUGCAAGAGAUACAAAGGUAUAACACCCUUUUGAACUCUAUAAAUUUGUCUCUGGUAGACCUCCAGAAAGGUAUUAAGGGCUUGGUGGUGAUGUCUUCCGAUUUAGAAGAAAUAUUCACUUGUAUAUAUGAGGGACGAGUCCCGCCCGCGUGGUUGAAAGCGUAUCCAUCUCUGAAACUGUUGGGAUCGUGGGCGAGAGAGUUGUCCGCCAGGAUAGAGUAUUUCACGGUAUGGGCUGUAACGACACACGCUCCCCUGUUUUUCUGGCUAGCCGCGUACACUUUUCCCACGGGCUUUCUCACUGCUGUUUUACAGAUGUCUGCCCGAGCUAACGAAGUGCCCAUAGACACAUUGAGCUGGGAAUUUACGGUAUUGACAGUGGAUGAAAAUCAGAUCCAAUUAACUCCAGAUAAUGGGGUGUACGUAAAAAGUACCUACCUUGAAGGUGCCGGAUGGGACAAGAAGAAUGCAAUGCUUAUCGAACCCCAACCGAUGCAGUUGGUGUGCGCCAUGCCUUUAAUACAUUUUAAGCCCGUUGAGCAGUUGAAAAAGAAAACUAGAGGAUUAUAUUCCUGCCCCUGUUAUUAUUAUCCCGUAAGAACCGGUGCCGCUUUUCGGCCUGCUUAUGUGGUUGCAGUUGAUUUGAAAAGCGGCAUGGAAACGGCGGACUUUUGGAUAAAACGGGGAACGGCUCUGUUAUUAAGUUUAGCUAAUUAGAUUGAAAGCGUUUUUAUUGUUGUAAAAUAUUUAUUGUUAUAAUGUCAUUAAAAUAAACUAUUUAAUAUAAUAGACAUUUUGAUUCCUACUAAAAUACAAACUGUGGAGCUUUGACUUUUAGAGAUCAGUGACUCUAGCCAUCCUGCUAAAUCAUGUUUCACAAGCGUCAUUCACGAUGAAAAGUAUACAUACAGGUACGUAACGAUUUUUUUGGUGGC